AUGCGUUCCCUUACCACGUCAUUUAUCUCCCUAUCCCUGCUAUCAGGCACAGUCCACGCGGAAAGCUUCGCUCGUGUCUGGACACACUUCUACCCGAAUUGCCCUGGCGAGGCAUUCAGCAAACUCGACACAUACGAAAACUACCAGGUAUCCACCCCAUCCCAAGACAUCACCGUGGACAACUGCAAAAGCCUAGCCGUCCCCUCGUACGAGCAGAACCUUGUCGACGCCAUCUCUGUCGACGCCGAGCUCCUCUCCGACAACCACGACCUCCCCUUCCUGUCAGGUGGCAGCGGCUGCAACAUCACCGUGCAUGAGGUCCCAGAGUGCAUCGACCCGCCCCUAAUCACCAAAGAGAUCCGAAAUGGCGUCGCGAUCAGCCAGUGCGAGUCGCGCCAGUUCUCCGCUUACGGCCAGGUCUGGGUGAACCUUGUUUGCGACAGCGAGAGCCCUCUCCACAACGAGAAUAUCCCUACCCACGGGACAAAGGAGAACGAUAAGCAAGCAGACACUCACCAGUCCAUGCCUACUGCGCAGCCCGAUGCUCCUGUGCGCGGUGAAAAGCAUACUACCAUCGAGGAUAUCAACAAUAUCCAGACGCCAGGGUCGAACUCGGAUUCCUGGCGUUCGUCCGAGGUUACGCAUAACCAGCGUGAGCCGGUCCAGGAGGGCCGUGUUAAUGAUGCCGGUCAUGCGCAGAGUGAGCAGAUCGUGCAUCACAUCAUGGAGUUAUUGAAGAAUAAGACUUCGCAUAUCGUCACGGGCAAGCAUCAUGCUGCCCACCCGAAUCUUACGCUGCAUCACAAUGGCACUGCCCCGGGUAAUCGCACUGUGAUGUCUCGUCGGCGUUUAUCUGUUUUGCGAAACAGGGCUGCUCGUUUAAUUUAG
This is a messenger RNA of Penicillium egyptiacum, 888 nucleotides long. The record is from the annotation of a GenBank genome assembly. NCBI's taxonomy places the organism in Eukaryota, Fungi, Ascomycota, Eurotiomycetes, Eurotiales, Aspergillaceae.